Molecule: messenger RNA, 6630 nt
Organism: Pseudozyma hubeiensis SY62
Lineage: Eukaryota; Fungi; Basidiomycota; Ustilaginomycetes; Ustilaginales; Ustilaginaceae
Product: likely protein kinase
Exons: 2
Coding region: 1-6630 (2209 amino acids)
Biological process (GO): peptidyl-threonine phosphorylation; peptidyl-serine phosphorylation
Molecular function (GO): protein serine/threonine/tyrosine kinase activity; ATP binding; protein serine/threonine kinase activity
Source: RefSeq, a predicted model, not a curated record
AUGACUGAUCGGAUGCGCCGCCCAGAUCAACAGCAGACCGCCUCGCGGCCACGUCUGAGCUCUGCGUACGACGAACACGGCCGUCUAGUUCCGGCAACGUCACUAUCGCUCACUUCGGGAGCCACACCCUCCUUGAACACGGCAGCUCGCACACGCCUCAAUUCGACCACCGCCGCCUCUUCCACCACCCCUCUUUCGAGCUCUUCCGGUGCACGCUCACGCACCAUGUCAUCAGCAUCGAGGCUAUCCGCCACCUCAUCGUCAUCUCCGCGGUACGAACCCUCUACCGAGCCUCGCAACAUGACGGAUCGCGCCUACGCCACCCUCGGCUCCAGACCAACGCCUUCGUUGAUCGCACAGAGCCCCUCACAUUCCUCAACGACCACGUCGCGUCGAACCUCGUGGACCCCGCAUAAGCUCUCUCAAUCCGGGGCGCCGUCGCUCGUUGAUUUCGAUCCAAAUCUCUCAGCCUCUUCCAGCUCCACCAACAUCGUCGGCAAUACCCCUUCCUCCACUGCAUCGCUCUCCCGACCUUCGACCGGCUCGAGGAUACCGUCGUUCGGUCGCACCGCUUCUUCGCAGCCUCGACUUGGUGAUGCCCUCCUCGGCCAACGCAAAGCCAGCGACUCUUCGUCUCGGCCUCCCACGCUCGCGUCGUCUGCAUCCAGUUCGUCCCUCACCUUCCCAGCUCGUUCCGACUCGCUCGCGCGCUCUUCACGCCUGGCAAGCAACGCCGCUUCUGCCUCGAUGAGCUCCAGCAGCUCGGUCAGCAGCGUAUCCUCCAUAUCGCGUUCCACCAGCGGCUCCAUGGGUCCACCUCAACUCACUGCAUCCAGGUCUACCAGCUAUGUCGCACGCAGAGCCAAUGAUCCCUCCCAAACUGCCGCCUCCGGCCUCGGCCAAGCUCAACAGCCACUCAUCUCGCCGUCGCUCACCGACUUUGGUCCUGCCUUUGGUGCUGCCCUGUUCGAGAACGAUGGCAUAUCAUCACGGAAGCGUCCGAGCGCUUCCAAUCUCCGCGACAGCAGCAGCAUUGCAGAGGUCGAAGAACACGACGACGAUAGCCACACACCACAAGCAUCGUCUGCGCCGUUUCCGGGCUCAGAUACGCGCAAUGCCUCGUUGUCCGCCAGCAAAGCACGUCAUAUGCAUCUUGGCCUUCGUGAAUCGCCCAGCCUCUCGUCGCACUUCUCCAACUUUUCGAGCGCACUGCACACGCCCGAAGCCUCAGAUGACCCCAGCAAAGUGCUCGGUCGCCCAGCCGCUACGCAAAGGUCCUCGCGUGGCGAGGGCAGCAAUGGUCUCGGCAUCGGACUUCCUGAUCUUGCCUCGGAAGUACGAAACAGACAGGCGGCGGCGGACCAAGUCGAGACCCUCCAGACGCCCGAGAAGUUUGGCAUCCAGAGCCGCACGCCAAGUGGCACGCCUCGUGUCUACGAUCGAGCGGGACAGAUCGGCAUUGGCGAGCUAGCUACGCCUCGCUGGAACUUUCCUUCCACGGCGUUGCCCGGUUGGAAGCCGGGCGCAGACGCCACUCCGCUCUCUGCUUCCAAGAUGGCACAACGGCGCAACGUCAGUGGCGCGCUGACCGACGAUGGCACUGCACCCGAGUCAAUGACCACGUCCUUACCAAAGGACCAACGAUCUGCUCUGCAACAAAAUAUCGACGUUCAAAAGUCAGACGGUCCACAAUCACAACCGCGACGAGGCGAGACCGCACGCCAUUCGCGCUCCAUCUCGUACUCGUCGAUCAACAGCUUGCAGCGCCACGCUCUGCGCGACCCCAAUCAGUUUCUUUCCAGCGUCCCCAUCAGCCCGUCGGUGCCAGGCAGACACUUGCCGCUCACCGGCAGCCAGUCCCUCCAUGCCUUGGCUCGUGGCUACCCAGCUACGCAGUCCGAGUUUAUGGCCGAGCUCGAUGGAGUAGCGGCAAGCAUCGGUGCCGUCCCCGAGAGCCCGCCGUUCUCGAUCAUCGCACGCACGGAAUCCGACAACAGCCUCGCACAGCACGAUUCCAGCGACGUCUCAUUUGCAGCGUCGAAGAGCGGCGCAACUCAGAAAGAGGCGCACGCGACGGCAGCAGAAAGAUCACCGGCCAUCGGUGACCUCUCGUGGUCGGCAGGCGAGACUGGGCCGUUCGACGGCGCUACAACUGGACUCGGCAUCGAAGCUUCCAAAUCAAUGCCUUUUGGCGACGCCAACUUUGGCAAUGGCAUGGACGACGAGGAAUGGCGUCAGAGCUUCGACUUGAACGCUGCGAUCACGGAUCUGCUCAACGAUCACGACGAGCUCCAUCGACGUAGGCAAUUGCGAGACCGAGCAGCGUCAGAUGCUUCCGAGCUGGGCUCCACUGCAGCGUCACGCAGUUCUGCACGUCUGAGGUCCGACUCUCUGAAGCAGCCAGAAGAGGCUGGCGUCACCGGUCUCAUGUCGAGCAUAGGUUCUUCCCGUACGCCGCUCGCCGGAGCAUCAGACAGCCAGCGUAGCGCCGCGGCAUCGGCACGCGGAGAACGUCUGAUGAGCACCGGUGCUUCUUCCCAAAACCUCACUUCGGCAGCCACCUCCGUAGCGAGCUCGGCUGCACCUAGCACGCCCAGAACGUCGCGCAACAGCGCCUCGUUCCGCAGCAAGCGCGCAUCUUCGGCCAGCAUCGGCCAAUCGCUUUUGCGAGGCUCAGUCCCCUUCGGCCACGCCGACGAGUACGAGAGCCGUCUCAACUCGCGCGAGGAUGCUGCCGCUGACGCGCUUCGCAAGCUGGACGGACUCGGCAGCACUCCGAGAGCAAGCCGCGAAGGCAGAACCGACACCAAGAGCCCUCGCAAUAGUCGAAUUUCGUCGCGACCUGGCAGUGCAGGUCGAAGGACGCCUGGCAACAACAGCCGGGCCUCUUCGCCGACCUCUCGAAGUCGACGUUCUAGCAACUACGAUGCGUCUUCGCGAUCCGGUGACAAGGCCAGGCCGGCAGACGACGCCGCGGCCCGAAACAGUCUCCGAGCUUCCAAGUUGGUUGCGCGCGUGCGAACGGCAGACGAUGGAAGCACUUCGUCGGCCAAUACCUCUGGAGACUCGGUUCGCACCUCGGCCUACUCGAGCCCGCGUCUGCGUCGGUCGCAGCUGCCGCCGCUGCCUCAAAAUGAGAUCACGCAGGGGUCGCGUAAAGCCUCGGCAGCGACGGUCAACAACGGGAAGGACCUGUCCGCCUCGGCGAGCCCGCUCAUCGGGACGCCCGUGAUCUCGCGCAGCGUUUCUCGCACCAAACGCAUGAGCGGCAACAGCGACGCUUCGGGAGCUGCUUCGGAUGCGGGUCGCCUCGAUGCUUCCGCUGGUGUCUACGACGAUUCGGAUGCAAGCCGUCAUGCGGCCAUUCCGCCGGUGCCGCCGCUGCCAAAGGUGUGGGAAGGGUCUCGCUCGAGCUCGCUCACCUCGGAAGCAUUCCGAGCUGCUUCAGCGCACACGCCAAGCAUCACGACGAGCCACAGUUUCGUCUCGUCUGUCAGCGGCGGCGGCGGCGGUGGUGGAGAUAGCGACAAGAUGCCGACACCCAGAUCGCCGCUCAGUCCGCGCAUCCAGGAACUCGCCGAGAUGGCUGCGCUUGCCGUGCGCAAGCCGAGCACGGGUACGCUCAGCAACAGUACAUCCAUAGGCUCGUCGACGCACGACGUGUCGGCGCAGUUGGCUGCAGCAGAGCCGAUGGAAGAGAUGAUCGCAUCUUCUGAUCCUCCUGCGACCGAAUUCGCAGCCAUGACCGUGACCGAUGCCGCGAGCGGAGAUGUGUCCACCUCUUCCCUGUCGCGAUCCAGAUCGAGAUCGAGCGCCUUGCGUCGUGCCAGCGUGGCAUCUCUCAGCCGACUCAUGCGCACAUCGCAGAAGGACAAGGAUGCGGAUCAGGCGUCGAUCGAUUCAGCAACACCGUCCAACGCUGCCUCGGCAGAGCCUAGUACCAGUCCGAAAGUUGGCCGCUCCGCGUCGUUCUUCAGUCGAACACCCAAGUCAAGCGACAGCGCGUCGGUCACGGACUCUGCCAACACGCAAGACAGCGGUCGCCUCUCGCGCAAGUCGUUGCUGGGGAUGGCGGGAGGCUUGCUGAGCCGUUCGGGUUCGAGGCGUCGCGCGGCAGCUAGCAACACAGACGCUGCAGCGGCUAGUCCAGCUACCGCACGUGCUUCCGAGGCGGGCUCGCUUACCGGCGGGUCGCAGGCACCCUCUUCUCCUGUGCGCAGACGUGGACAGUCGAUCGUUUCCGCCGGCGGCAAGUCCCUGCAGAGGCCGUUGGUAGCCACUUCGAAGGCCAGCAACGGUGUCAGUGCUGCGGGCCCCGCGGGGUCGGCAUCUGCUCAGACGCCAUCACGAUCUGCGAGGACCAUCGCCAUAAGCGGUGUGCCCUCGUCGAGUCCCAGUGUGAGCAGCCGCACCGUCUCUCCCACCAAAUCCGCUUCGCUCUCAAGCCGUAUUCCCCGAGUGGCGACCAUGAAGGCAAUCCCGCGAAGCACGGCGUCCACCUCUGCAUCUUCAGACGCGGGCGGAGUAAGCGUGAUGCGCGCUGCUGCCGCUGGUUCCUCGUCGAUCCCGAUGAGCAAGUCGCACCACCCCACGCUGGCGGCCAGCAUGGGCAUGACGGCGCCGACGCAACCAUUCGACGACGACGACGACGACGACACCAGGUCCAUCGCUGGCUCCGACACAACGGCCGGCACCGCUAAGCACAGCCAUGCCUCGUCGAAGGUGGCGCCGUCGCCCAGCACCGCUCAAGUGUCGAGCAGCUUGAUCCCCAUUCUCAACGCGUAUGCAGCGGCGAAGACGCCUGCAGAGAUCGAGGGCGUGUUGAGGCGUGCUCGCAUCGCUGCCUACUCAUCGACGCUCACUCCUAGCGAUCGCGAGGUGCUCAACAGCCUCGCUGAACGCAAGGAUCGACAGAAGAGGGUUGCCAGCCCGUCGUCGUCGGCUGUCGGCAGUGACAAAAGUGUUGCUCGUACCGCAAAGUCCAGCAGCACUGCUGCUGGGGCAGCAACGUCGAGCUCGAACGGAGCCACAGCGCCGUCGCCGGCGACCGCGGCGAGCAGCGUCUUGGUGCCGGUGCGCAAGACGCGUGCCUCGCUCAACACCGCCUGUGCCGUUCCACGCACUUCCAAGACAAGCACCCUGCCAACGCCUGCUAGCGAACGCCUCACCAAGAUCAGCAGCAGCAGCUCCACCGCUGCCAGUGGCACGUCUACUGCCGCAACCGCCAUCUCUGCACUCGCACGCCGCAGUCCCGCCUCCCCCGAAGCAGCCGCGUCCACCGCCUCUGCCCGCGCCACACCCAUCCAAGACGAAGAGGAGCGUCUCGGAGACGCCGAGAUGGAAGACUACAUCCGGCGUCAACAGGCGCGCAAGCUCGCCGCCGGUGCCUCGCAAGCCGAGCUCGACAAGAUGCUCGAAUUCCCCGAGCCUGUGGCUCCGAGCCGUCAGCUCUCUCCGCGUCAAGCCGAGGUGAUGUACGGCAACAAGAUGUCUCCGUUCGAGCUGCAGGAGAUCUUCAACUACACCGAGAUCUGGUACUGCGGUCAGAACGCCAGAAGGAAGCAUGCGGCGGUAGUGGAGAAGCCGGAUCAGAACCACGGAUAUGACGAUGAGAGGGGGGAUUACAAUGUGAUCAGCAAAGAUCAUUUGGCUUUCCGGUACGAGAUCAUCGAUCUGUUGGGCAGGGGAUCUUUUGGACAGGUGCUGCAGUGUUUGGACCACAAGACGGGCAAGACGGUGGCGAUCAAGCUGAUCAGGAACAAGAAGAGGUUCCAUCACCAGGCGUUGGUGGAGGUGAGGAUCCUGGAGAACCUGACCAAGUGGGAUCCGGAUGAGCGGUACAACGUCAUCAAGAUGACCGAGUCGUUCUUGUUCCGAAACCACCUCUGCAUCGCCACCGAGCUGCUCAGCAUCAACCUGUAUGAGCUCAUCAAGGCGAACAGCUUUGCCGGAUUCACGACCAACCUCAUCCGGCGGUUCACCUCGCAAGUUCUGCAGUCGCUAAUUCUGAUGAAACAGCAUCGGAUCGUACACUGCGACUUGAAGCCGGAAAACAUCCUGCUCUGCCAUCCGCGCAGGAGCGGCAUCAAGGUGAUCGACUUUGGCUCGAGCUGCUUCGAAAACGAAAAGGUGUACACCUACAUCCAGUCACGCUUCUACCGCAGUCCGGAGGUGAUCCUGGGUAUGAACUACCACACUGCGAUCGAUGUGUGGAGUCUCGGAUGCAUCAUUGCGGAAUUGUAUACCGGCUACCCGCUGUUCCCGGGGGAGAACGAGCAGGAGCAACUGGCAUGCAUCAUGGAGGUGCUGGGCGUUCCGGAUCGGUACCUGAUCGAGAAGAGUUCGCGGAAGAAGCUAUUCUUUGACAGUACGGGGCAGCCGCGGCCGGUAGUGAACAGGGAAGGGGAGGGGUGUGAAGGAAAUUGCGGAGAGUGGGGUGGGGAGAGGCGGACUGUCGAGUUUGAUGAAUGCGUUGCCGAGGAAGACGGUCAGUUCGAGCGCAAGGGUCGCAGGCACAGCGGGGAAGGCGGCCACGACGACGACGACGACCACUGCGACGGCGACCACAACUCCGAGGACAAAGGCGUUGUCGGCGAGAGCCUCGGCGGUCAACGGUGGAAGCAGCAGUAG